Molecule: messenger RNA, 1451 nt
Organism: Labeo rohita (rohu)
Lineage: Eukaryota; Metazoa; Chordata; Actinopteri; Cypriniformes; Cyprinidae
Gene: calhm6
Product: calcium homeostasis modulator family member 6
Exons: 2
Coding region: 240-1208 (322 amino acids)
Molecular function (GO): monoatomic cation channel activity
Source: RefSeq, a predicted model, not a curated record
CUAAACUAGUGUGUAGACUUAACACUUAAAUUAUGUUUUAGCAUUAAAACAGUUAUUAUUAUCAUUAAUUAUCAUUCAUUAUCAUUAACCUGUUUUUCUUAAAUUAAGUACAACUCUUCGUAUGUUUUUAUUGCGCGCACGCCUGAGGGUGACACGCAGUGUCUCAUAACGGAACUGAGAGUGUCAUUUCAAGUUUUAUUUUAAAAGAACAAAGAGCUUACGGUCGUCAACUGGCAGGUAUGGAUAAGUUAAAACCUCUGCUUAGCUUCACUCAGAAACAGCAAACCAAUUUAGGAUUCGGACUGAUCGCUCUUAUAACUGCGGGUAGCGAGCACGUCUUCAUGGUCUUUGCUUUUAAGUGUCCUUGCAAUGAUUAUAAUUUCGUGUAUGGCAACGUCUGCCUCCUCGUGCCCGCGCUUGCGCUGCUCAUCUUAAGUUAUAUGUUGAGCAAUAAAACAUGGAAAUUGUUCACGGGUCUGUGCCUUAGGAAGUCGAAGCUAUGUCGUUUUUAUUACGUGACUGGUUUUUUGUGUAUUUUUCUUCAAAUCACCACGACUGCGAUGGUUGCACCUCUCAGCUGGAUUGCAGUUGCUCUGCUCAGAGGAGUGUAUUUCGAGUGCUCAAUGACUGGCGCCAACUUCACACUUUUCAGAAGUCACCUGUGCAGCGAAGAGCUUCCUCACUGUCGGACAGAUCUGGAGAAGUUCCCUUGUGAAGGAACCACGAUUCCUCAAAGUGAAAGAGUGGCUGUGCUGUCCAUCAUACGCGCAGAGUCGCAGGUACUUGGUUGGAUCCUGAUAGGUUCUGUGAUGACAUUCACCUUUCUGCUCACUUGCGUGGCCAGAUGCUAUUCUCCGAUCAGCUACAUGCAGCUAAAGUUCUGGAGGAUGUACACUCAAAAGGAGAGUGAAUUGUUGGACAGCUAUACAUCUCAACAUGCCGAAAAGCUUGCAAAGAGAAACAUAACAAGUUUCUUUGAGUUAACCAAACCCACUCCUAUGAACAGUCCUCCCAAACAGGCCUGGGAGAAGAUUUCCACCUUCUACAAGUUCCGAAGCAUGGAUCAAUACUACAGCAUCCUGCACAAAUAUGUGUGCACUUGUGAGGACCUUGAAAAUCCACGUGCAAGGCCUUCGGUGAGAUCCGAAAAUGAUUUUUCAAACCCAGCAGCACUUGCAUUUGUGGACGAGGGUAAACUGGUUCUGUAGACCAGUCGUUCCCAGCCACGUUCCUGGAGGCCGCCCAACACUGCAUGUUUUCCAUAUCUCCUUAAUCAAACACACCUGAUUUCGAUCAUUAGCUAUUAUGCCUGCAACUUGUCCUUGCUUCUUUAUUUUCUGUGCCUUUUAGUGUCAGUUUUCUCAUCUUCAUGUCUUUGCUAUGUUAGCGUUUCUUUUGAAUAAUACAAUGGAAUGAUUUUAACAUUACUGGGUUUUUGUUGUUUAAAGUAA